Effrenium voratum is the source of this 678-nucleotide messenger RNA. Lineage: Eukaryota; Dinophyceae; Suessiales; Symbiodiniaceae. The record is from the annotation of a GenBank genome assembly.
AUGUCCGCACGCGGUUCAAGCCCAUCGGAUGGAGACUCUGGCGAUGAGCAGGCUGCCGUGAAGAUCGAGCAGAAAUGGGUUGUGACGAGCAGCGGCGAAAGGGCGUGGCUGCCAACCACCGUGGAGAAGGCUGGGGCGCCCUUCGUCAGGCUUUCCAAAUUUGACCGCGGCUUCGUGAAGUUCUGUCUGAACAAGACCAUGAGUUCUACCUCAAAGAAGGGCGACGGCCACAGGAACGCAAAUGUUCCGCACUUUGAUGCCUUGCUGAGCUUGCGCAAGGAAGCAAGCAUCCAAGCAGCAUCGGCAGCCCUUGAAAUGGAAGACUCGCUGCCAGAAGAAUCCAAGGCAAUGAAGCGCAAGAAGCGCAAAGUCAGAGAGGAGGAUGCGCACCUGGUCAGCCCGAUCGUGACGAUCCAGACCCCGCAGCUGGAGUGGAAGGGUGUCACUCACGUGUCAAGGCCAAUGCGGGUCUUGUGGGGGCUCACGUCCAAGAACCUCUGGGUUGAGCUGACUAAGGAGAACAUGACCUUCAUGAAGAACAUGGCUGCGUCAGGGCAGACGCAGUUGAAGCCACGGAAGCGCGCUUCGCCCAAGAAGAAAACGACCAGGCUGCGCAAGGGCCAAGAGGUGGAUUCUGGUGAUCUUCCUGAACCCCCAGCCAGUGAUGUUGAAAAUUGA